Coregonus sp. 'balchen' is the source of this 14245-nucleotide messenger RNA. NCBI's taxonomy places the organism in Eukaryota, Metazoa, Chordata, Actinopteri, Salmoniformes, Salmonidae. The record is from the annotation of a GenBank genome assembly.
GUGUCACUGUUCUUCCAUGAGAGACACCUGAAUACACCACAGCCAGAUCCCUCUCUCCUCUCUGGACUGGACAGCUACUUUACACCACCUUUGAGCUCUGGGAUAGCAAACUAUGCACUAGCUAUGAUGGCAUGCAGUCCAUCCCUCGCUGUGCUCCUGUGCCUUAUGCAUGCUCUCUGCUGCGCUGCUGAGAUAGGUAUGUAGAGUUUUAUUCCACUUUCUUUGGUUUCAUGCAAUGGUUAAGCAUUCUGUAUAAUGAAAGUGAUACAAAUGAUAUUUGUUGAUAUGCUUUACCAAUAAAUGGAAGGCAAGGUUGAGGCUGCUAGAAAGUAACAAUAUUUAUGUAGACUGGUAAUGAAUAUAUCCAGAAUUUCUAGGUCCUUCAGUUAGUUUUGCUUCAUUGGCAGAUACUGCAAGAUAUAUUGAUGGAAUCUUUUCCAGGAGUCACGAGUGAACCAUUUGACAAGCUAGAUAACUUUCAGAAUAUUUUAAGGCAUUUUAGAUGCUUUCAGAUAUAACAAUUCAAUUGGCCUAUUUCUUUUAAAGUGGCCUAAAAACACAUGUAUUUAAAUUGUAGUUACAUACACUGUGAGUUCUUAAAAAUUCUUGAAAAUAAUUUGAGUGCUGUAAACAGGUAUAACAGCUGUAAGUUCAUAAAAUGAGUAAGUACAAAAAAUAUUUAUAUACACAACUUAAUGUACAGUGGGACCUAAAAUGUUUUUUUUAUUUUUAUUUUUUAUUUAUCUGCUAAAUGGCAUAUUAUUUAUUACAGUUCCUGUACAAUUAGACACAGUGUCUCAGUCACAGUUCAAUAGCUUUGCAGUGCUGUUUAUAAGAGCAGCUGUAGAGCCCUGAAAGAAGGAUGAGACCUUGGAUAGAUCACAUCAUUGUCCUUAGUUUCAAGUUUCAAUGUCACAUGCACAAGUACAGUGAAAUGCCUUGCUUGAAAGCUCUAACCCCAACAAUGCAGUAAUAAAUAACAAUGUAAUACUAAAAAUAACAAGGUAGAACAAAAACACACACAUAAAAGUAAGAAAUAAGAAGAACCUUUUCCCCCGUGCUGCAGACAGCAGCUCCUUCCUGAUCUACAACCAGGAUCACAACAUGUGUGUGGUGGCGGUGAGUGCCAGUCAAGUCACGGUGGCUCCCUGUGACCACACGUCCCAGAACCAGCAGUUCCGCUGGGCCUCGCAGUCUCGUCUCCUCAGCAUCUCCCUGAAGCUCUGCCUGGGGGCUCAGGACCUGAAGGACUGGGUCAAGGUGCUGCUCUUCCCCUGUGAUGAGAAGAGUGAGCUCCAGCACUGGCAGUGUAAGAACGAGACCCUGUUCGGCCUCAAAGACAAGGCGCUGCACUUAAACUAUGGCAACCGCAACGAGAAGAAUAUGAUGAUCUACCAGGGAUCUGGGCCUUGGAGCCGGUGGAAGAUGUAUGGGACUCAGAAGGACCUCUGCUCCAAGGGCUACCAAGGUAAGGAAGCUACAAGACACACUCACUGUUACUGGAGGUUGGAGAUUGGAGGUAGAAAUCAGAAGUGUAAGAUGCUUUCUUAAAGCCAGGGAAUGAAUGUCUGACCUUGGAAGAAUCAUACUGUUAACAAGGUAUUUUUUUCCUACUAGCACUGACUGAUAGCUGAUAGCUACUUUAUUAAGGAAGAAUGUACUUACUAUGAUUGAGAUACAGCAUGUGGUUGUCCCACCUAGCUAUCCUACGAUGAAUGCACUAACUGUAAGUCACUCUGGAUAAGAGUAUCUGCUAAAUGACAAAAAUGUAAAAUGUAAAUGUAACAAAACUGUUUUGUCCCCUUCUCCAGAGGUGUUCACACUAGGGGGGAAUGCCUUUGGAAGCCCCUGCCAGUUCCCUUUUCAGUUUGGGGUGAAGUGGUACGCUGAGUGCACUCUGCAGGGGCGCUCAGACGGACAGCUCUGGUGCGCCACAGAGACAGAUUACAAUAAAGACAAGAAGUGGGGCUUCUGUCCCUCAAAAUGUGAGUCAAGCCCUCACAUUUCAUGCUAUGUUUUUUUUCAUUUACUGCCAUUUUCCAGUGAUCAGGAAAAGGGUCAAUAGGUGACACCUGUAGAAAAUCAUGAGCCGUAUGUAUCAAGCAUCUCAGAGUAGGAGUGAUGAUUUAGGAUCAGUUUUGCCUUUUAGAUCAAAAUGAGACAAAAAUAUUUGUAUUUUAUUUUAUUUGCCUGUAAAAACAAGGGAAAUGACCAGGGUUUAAGAUGUGUUUAUCAGUCUGAAAUACCUGCAUCAACAGAAAUCAAAGCACUUUCGGGACGGCAUCCAAUUCAAACAAUACUGUAAAACACCUUUCCAAGCCUGUGAUAGGGACAGAUUCCUACCCUCAUUAAAACAGAGGUUACACAUGGAAUUCUUUGAUUUUCCUGUUUUUCCGUGACCUCGCUGGAGGUGACGAUUGGCCAGGUCAGCGCUGACGAGGUCUGGUCUCUGACCUCCUAACAGAAAAACACAAACGCUUCCUCUAGUUCCUCUAGCUGUGGACGCAGCUCUGUGUCUUUUUACCCUUCCAUCCUGACUGGAGCUCAUUCCUCUGUUUCCCCUGACACAGCUCCAAAACUGGGACAGGAAAAGGAAGGAAGCCCCCUUUCACUAUAGUUCCUGGUGAACUGCCACAAUAGUCACAGAUAUGGGAGGCAGUUCUAUCAUGAUAGAAAGUGAUAGAGAUGGAACAGAACACUAUUUGAUUAAGUUCUUGGACUGUUAUUGAUGCUUUCUUUUUCCUGCCUUAAGUGUGCCCUAAUGUUUCCGUGUCCCCCUCAGCGUCCUCAGGAUGGGACAGUGACCCAGUGACAGGUGUUCUGUACCAGAGGAACACCCAGUCUGUGUUGACCUGGCACCAGGCGAGGAAGAGCUGCCAGCAGCAAGAAGCCGACCUGCUCAGUAUAGUAGAGCUCCAUGAGCAGACCUACAUCUCAGGUAUGUACAGUCAGACCUGGUCAGACCCACAUCUGAGGUACAGUCUAACCUGUUGUCCAGGGGAGGACUGGGAUCAGAAACCAGCCUAGGCACUUCUGACACACCGGCCUGAAGAUGGACAAGGGCAUUUGCCCAAAGUGCGCUAUGGCCAGUCUAACCUACAACCUCACCUUGAUUUAGCGAUAAAUCAAUCUGAAACAAACAAUUGCUUAUUAAGAAUAUUACACUACUCUCGUGGACGUAUUGUAAUGCUUUUUAUUGAUGCAGGGUUGACCAAUAUCCUGGGCACAUCUCUGUGGAUUGGACUGAAUAGCCUAGACUUUGAGGCUGGAUGGCAGUGGAGCAAUGGCAACCCAUUCAGAUAUUUAAACUGGGCCCCAGGUGAGUGCAACUGCAUGCAACACAUCAUCCUAUACUUUACAGCCUAGGGAACAACUGAGGUUGUCCAAGUAUGCUAUGUGUUCCAAUGGUGGAGGAAGACAAUUAAUAAAUACAUGGACAUCAUCAAAAGGACAUCCAUCAACUGAACCUGGGCUCAGCUGUGCAACCCUGAAUGCUGGCAAGGCCUCGAAAUGGGAGACCAAUGAAUGUUCCAAGAAGCUAGGAUAUAUCUGUCGCAAAGGCAACUCAACAGCUCUGACCUCUGCCCGCAUAGGUAAGAAUUGAAUCAUACAGUACAUUACAGUCAUGAACGACACAAGAUUAUAACUUCUUUACCUAGUUCAAAUGCCAUGCAACACAAGGUUAACAACAACAGAUCAGGUUGUGCAGGGUAGGGUAAACUGAACCAUUAUAUAUAAGGGCCAAUAUUCACUAAGUGUCUCAGAGUAGGAGUGCUGAACUAGUGUCAGUUUUGCCUUUAAGAUUAUAAUGAAUAAGAUUACAUGGGGGGGGGGGGCUGAUUCUAGAUCAGCACUCCUACUCCGAGAUGCUUUAUGAAUACGGGCCCAGAGGUUGUGUGGGUCAAACCGAUAAAACAUUACAGUCUACCACUUUCUGAACUUUCUACCUUCUCUCGGACUAUUGAACUUUGACCCCCCUCUGUAGGAAAAGAUCAGCCCACCUUCUGCCCCAGUCACUGGAUCCCCUAUGCAGGCCACUGCUACUACCUGCAACGUACCAAGAAGAUGUGGAGGGAUGCCCUGGCCGCCUGCCACAAAGAUGGAGGGGACCUGGCCAGCAUCCACAACAUAGAAGAACAGAGCUUCAUCAUCUCUCAGUCAGGAUACAGUGAGUGCACAAUCCAUGUCGUAGCUACAAUUACCUCUAUAUCUGAUAGAUCUGUUAUGCACUACGAGGACCUUUCUUAUGGGUCGUAAUUUCUAUCAGUUUUGAAAACCACUCUGAGAUGUGUCCCAAUAAAUAUCUGGGUAUUUGGAUUGACAAAGAAUUGUUUAAAAAGCAUACGGAUGAGCUAGUUAAAAGCUAAUAUUUAAAGUGGGCUUAUUUUUUAGAAAUAUAUCUAGCUUCUCCCUAAAUAGCAGGAAGCAGAUUGUACCGUCAAUAUUCCUGCCAGUUCUUGACUAUGGUGACAACAUUUACCAGAAUGCAGCAGCCACUACUCUUAAACCUUUGGAUGCCGUCUACCAUAGUGCCCUUCACUUUAUCACAGGUGACAGUUUUAAUACUCACCAUUGCAUCCUGUAUCAAAACGUUGGCUGAUCCUCAUUGAAGUCCUAUAGAUCACUUCAUUACUACCUUUUUAUUUACAACGUUCUACUACACAAGCUUACAACUUACCUAACUUUGUUGCUAAAGUAAAAAAGAAUGAGCGACCAAACCCGCUCACAGGGUUGGUUAACUCUUGAGGCCCCUCUGAUCUCGACCUAUUUUGGUAAAUCCUCCUUUACCUUUAGUGCCCCCCAUUGUUGGAAUAACCUGCAAAAUUCCUUGCAUCUUGAUUCCCUGGGGCCGCUAAAGCAGUUUAGGACUCUGGUGUUCAAUUAAUUCAUUGAGAAUUGCAGUUGUUUCGAUUGAUGUAAUUUAUUUGUUGAAAUUGUAGUAUUGUCAUUGUACCUUGUAGUUUCUUUAUUCUUCUUGUUUUAUUUGGAAUGUCAAAUGUUUUUAUUGUGAAAAUCUUUGUACUCAGGGCACGAUUGUGAAUGAGACCCUGAUCUCAAUUGGGCUUCCCUGAAUAAAGAAUAUUAAUAAUAAUGUCACCUAAGUCAAUUUGAUCAGCCAAAGGCAACAAUAAGUAUAUCAGGUGUUUUUCGCUGUCUUCCUGGCUCUGAGUCUUAAUGUCCCUCUGCUUGACUUUAGCGGCCACAGAUGAGCUGUGGAUCGGCCUGAACGACCAGAGGAAUGCGCUGCUGUUUGAGUGGACCGACCGAUCCCAUGUGACAUUCAGCCACUGGCAGGCAGGGGAGCCCUCCCACGGUGCCAACCUCCAGGAGGACUGUGUCCUGAUCAGAGGAAAGGUAAUAUUCACAUUGGUCCCUCAAGGACAGACUAGGUUCAUGAUAAUGCUAACACUAAUGCUAGCUAAAUGCUAACACCAAAGAUUUUUUAUAACUAACCAUAACACUAGCUAUAUGCUAAUGCUAGGUAAAUGCUAACGCUAGGUAAAUGCGAAUGCUAGCUAAAUGCUAGGGCUAACAGUGGCAUUGAUGACAACAUUUAACAGUGGUGUCAAUGAGGAACUAAAUGUGGUAUUGUGACAAUGUGGACUCUCCAUACACUCUCACAGGAUGGGAAGUGGGCCGAUAAUUUGUGUGAGAAGACCUACGGGUACAUCUGUAAGAAAAAGGCCUCCACCAAACCGGUGGCAGGUGCCCCAGAGGAAGAUAGUCCAGGAUGUAAGCUGGUGAGUGAGGUCAUUUCCUGUUUGUUGAAAGGGAGGGUACAGUAAAUAAUGAAUACAGAAUGAUAUCACAUAAAAUGGAAGCUUGAAAAUGAUUCUAGAGAAGGACUACAAUGGUGUCAUCUUGACUGACAAAGAUUCACCAGUUUGAGGAUAAUUGUUUCUGUAUUUUUGUCAUCAAGGGCUGGAUCCGGUAUGGUUCUUACUGCUACAACAUUGGAUCAGAAACCAAAACAUUUGAUGAGGCCAAGCAGACAUGCCAGAAGAGUGACUCAAACCUGGUGGAUGUGGCUGACAGGUACAGUAUCACAUCAUGACUAUCUUAUAAGAUAAGAUAUAUUUGACUCACUUACUUGAGUCAUAUCCUGGACAAGAUAAUAACAAUAAGUUGUCAGAUAACAGAUCGAAUGUUUGUUGGUUUGUAGGUAUGAAAAUGCCUUCCUGGUCAGUUUGGUGGGUUUGAGACCAGAGAAGUACUUCUGGACUGGACUUUCCAACAUGGCGGAUGGAGACACGUUCAAGUGGAUUACCAGUUCGGAGGUCAAGUUCACCCACUUCAAUGUGGGCAUGCCAGGUACAGUGUCCUUUUCCCAAAAUGGUGACUGCAUCGCAGUGCUAGCUGUGCCACUAGAGAUCCUGGUUCGAAUCCAGGCUCUGUCGUAGCCGGCCGCGACCGGGAGACCCAUGGGGCGGCGCACAAUUGGCCCAGCGUCAUCCAGAAUAGGUGGAGGGAAUGGCCGGCAGGGAUGUAGCUCAGUUGGUAGAGCAUGGCGUUUGCAACGCCAGGGUUGUGGGUUCGAUUCCCACGGGGGGCCAGUAUGAAAAAUAAAAAAAUUAUGUAUGCACUCACUAACUGUAAGUCGCUCUGGAGCGUCUGCUAAAUGACUAAAAUGUAAAUGUGAUUGAUUGUAGCAAUUGAUGAUCGGUUGUAGCAUGAACUGGCAUUAGACGACUGCGGUAUUAGAGUACCUUCUCCCACACCUUAACUGCCUGGCAAAUGUCUGAACUAAAUUAAACUACUCAAUCUUCUCUCGUCUUUCUGUGUGUUUGAAAAAAGACAGAAAACAAGGCUGCGUCGCUAUGACAACUGGAAUGUUUGCGGGACUGUGGGAUGUGGUCAGCUGCAGCAACAAGGAGAAGUACAUCUGUAAGAAAAUGGCGGAGGGCGUGACAUCAACAAUGGCCCCUCCCACCACACCGACACUGAGCUGUCCUUCUGGAUGGUCACCUGCUGCUAAAAGGAAUGUCUGUUACAAGGUACAAUUGUUCUGUAUGUGACACAAACACUUUGAUCAGUGAAUUGAAGUGAAUAGUUUAUUUAUUUAUUAAUAAUUUAAUCAAUGAGCAAGAAUUCAUUGAUAAUCCUUCAUUAUAAUAAUUCAUUAAUAAUUCAUCAAUAAUACUUUUCUCUCCCCUCAAUAAGCUUUACAGAAAAGUGAUAGAAAACAAGAAGACAUGGUCAGAGGCGCAGGAAUUCUGCAAGGCCAUUGGUGGUGAUCUGAUGAGCAUUCACAGUGCCACAGACCUGAUCAGCUCUCCGUAAGUUAUCCUCAUAGCUGUCUCUGUUGCCAUGAGUAUCAGUGAAAACCAGUGUGGUCCUAUUAACCACUGUCUGUGGUUGAAAUCCACAUGGUCAUAAUAACCACUGUCUGUGGUUCAAAUCCACACGGUCAUAAUAACCACUGUCUGUGGUUUCCAUUCGCUCUGUUUGUUCAGGUAUCAUUCCCCUGAUACUGCCUGGAUCGGCCUCAGCUCUCUGGAUCCCAACGCAGGUUUUGUCUGGACUGACGGAUCAGCAGUGAGUAGCCUACCACCUCAUCUUUACUGUGAUAUCCCUUCUCCUUAGCAGUACUUUAUUACACUCUACUCUUGUUUCAAUCAUUCAUUUGGCAUCAUUGUCUUUAAUGGGAUUGAAAGUUCAUACAGUACUAUGGUGUCCAUAUAAAGACAGCCUCAUGCUGAGACUGAGGCUGUCCUAAUAUGGACACAAUACAGUGCUACUGUGUAACAUUAUUCCAAUGUUGUUCUCCAGUUCAGCUAUGAUAAUUGGGGAUUUGGAGAACCAAACAACUACAAUGAUAAUGAAAAAUGCGCAGAGGUCCAGUUUUACUACGGACGCCACUGGAACGAUCGACACUGUGACAGCUACAAUGACUGGAUUUGCGAGAUCCGCAAAGGUACAGUAGACCAUAUCUGCUGGCACACUGACUUCACUAGGCACAGACGUCAAUUCAACGUCUAUUCAACGUUUCAGUGAAAUGACGUGGAAACUACGUUGAUUCAACCAGUGUGUGUGCCCAGUGGGCAUGCAGUUCAUGUCAGUAAUGAAACUAUUGAUGAACAUUGAAUUGUUACCCUUAAACUUGCAGCUGUGCUCACCCAAACCUUUUUUGGUAUCCACAGGGGUUACCCCAAAGCCCCCUCCCACUCAAGUUGUGCCAGGUAAUGCACAGGAUGUUGGGAAUAUGUUUCUCAUUCCUCCACUUCCUGUCUCCACUUACUUCUUAUUCCAUCUCACUAUCCCUGCUCUCCUUCAAGUUCUUGGCCUUUCCUUUCAGUUAAAUUAAUCACUGCACAUACUGUAUAGCAUACCUUCAUCUAUCAUUUAGUUUGCAAAGCAUAGGUCAACACAAACACUAACAGAAAAUACUCUUUAAAAAUGUACUCUUAAAAAUACCUAAGACAAAAUUUACUCCUUAUUAACUUGCCUUUGCAGUGUACAACACUACAAAGGACGGCUGGAUUGAGUACAACGACACUCAGUAUUUCUUCAACACUGAGAACCUCCCCAUGGACGAGGCAAGAGCGUUCUGUAAAAAUAACUUUGGUGACCUGGUGGUCAUCACUGCAGAGAGCGAGAGGAAGUUUAUAUGGAAACAGGUAGAGACUUCUAAUGCAGUCCAGUGACGUCCGAAAAGCUUUGGUUCUAGGAAUCUGAUAAAGAGAUGAUUUAUGAACAGGAUGACAAAAAGUGUCACUGAAAUGUUCAAGGUUCAAUCUAGAAAUGUUUGUUUCCUCAAAGAGACGUCACUUUUUUUCCAGAUAUCCAGAGGUUCCGAGUCACAAUACUACAUUGGCAUGACCGUUGGUUUGGAUAAGUCUUUUAGGUACGUAAAAUGACUGUUGACUGUUCCCUGGACAUUUAAAACAACCUGAAGUCCUACCACCUCUUUUUAGAGAUACUCGUGCAUGAGCAUGUUUUGUUUAUCACAGUCCAGUGAACAUGCCUGAGAUCUGUGCUUCUCUGCAGAGUGGAGAAACGUGUGCUUUCCAGGUGUGUAGUUGAUUGAAUGGAUGCUCACAGUUCAGACUGGGUUUGUGUACUGUAUGUUUCAGCUGGUUGGAUGGGUCUCCUGUUGUGUAUACCGCGUGGGAUCAAAACGAACCCAACUUCGCCAACAACGAUGAGAACUGUGUGACGAUAUACAAGAGUAUGGGUACGUCUGAUUCCAGAGGGAUCUGGGGGUGCAGUGGCAUCAGCCUCCAAAGUAAAGGGAUUUAGCUGUUAUGCUGUCGUUACAGUGUCGUUACACUGCAACGUCCAUGGGACUUUUGCUAACAUUCAGGGGAUGCUCCCAGGAUGUCAUUUUGUAAGCUGGGUCUAUAUCGGGUUGUGUCUUUUUGUAUCUGUAGGGUACUGGAAUGACAUCAACUGUGGCAUAGAGCUGUCCUCCAUUUGUAAAAGAACCACCAGUUUCACUAACACAACCAUGGCCCCCACCACUGUACCCAAGGGAGGUUGUGCCCCAGAAUGGAUCGCUUUCCAGGGCAAGGUAACUGCUACACUACUACAGUACAACCACCACAUACUAUAAAAUCAUACAAGGACAUCCUAUUGUAGGCUACAUACACCUGUACGUUACACCAGAAGAGAAAACCACACACAUACUACUUUCCUUAUCAUGUGUCAAGGACAAACUCAGGGCCCUAGUGAUGACCCAAUGUGAUGCUGACCUGGGUGUAGAGAGUUGAGUCAUUUUCUGCGUUCCAAAUGGCAUCCUAUUCCCUUUAUAGUGCCCUACUUUUGACCAGAGCCCAUGCACUAUAGAAUCAAUUUUGUUUGCUGUAGUAGUGUGUGCUGUUCCAACACACAGUGCUGAUGCAUCAUGUUUCCACAGUGCUACAAAUUCAUUGGAGACAACGAUAAGAAGCCGUGGCAGGAGGCCAGGACCUACUGCAUCAACCAGGGAGGAAACCUGGCCUCUGUCCUCAGCGAGAAAGAGCAAGGUGGGUGAGAAGGCCAUCCCUUUACAGCUCACUGCCAAAGCUACCUGAGACAUUGGCAUUGCCCAAGGUAGAAUGAAAUAGAAUGAAAAUUGCAAUUCUCUACAAGUAAUUUUGCAUAAAAUCAUGCUGUUAAUAUUCUGUCAAAUUUGGUGUGUAAAAUUAUAAAGCAUGCAACAAGAAAUCUUAUAGACAUUGGUUAACGAGUGCCAAAUUAAAAUGCUAGCCAAUGGAACAGGGGUUGAUAAUCCUUUGCAUGUAAACAGUAUAUCAGGAAUCACCUGAUGACUCUUCAUUUUUCUGACUGGUCCUUUCCCAGCAUUCCUUACCACCCAGAUGCUUGAGAAUCCCCAGGACAUUUGGAUAGGUCUGAACGACGUCAACUGGGAGAUGCGCUUCCUAUGGACGGAGGGGAAAGGUGUUUCCUAUACCAAUUGGGCAAAAGGGCAUCCAACGUCAGUGCCAGACGGACGCUAUUCAUUUUUGGACGAGGUACAAGACUUACAGUAAAUAUAACUGCUGAACACAGAUUAAGUGAAUUCCUGGAAACAGAUAAAACAUUAUUCUCAAUAGACAAUCUCCCUUGAAAGUUGGUAGACUAAAACCUACUUUCAAGGAAGAUUCUUUACUGAGAAUAAUUUUUUAUCCAGGACUACGCCUUAUAUCUGGGUUUGGGAAAACAGCCCUUUAAAUGUUUGCUUUGAGACGUUGAUUGACUUAUUGUCAAUAAGUGCAAAUGCAAUACAGCCUUAACCAGUCAAAUUAUAAUUCAAAAGAGGGAUCAAACCUUUUCAUUUCCUUCCCAAUCUCUCUUCCAGGUGUUUGACUGUGUGGUUCUGGUGGGCAGCUCUCACAAACAGACAGGAAUGUGGAAGGUCGAGGACUGCUUAGUAUCCCGUGGUUUCAUCUGCAAAAGGAAUAUUGGUGAGAAGAAGCCAUAGUUCAGUGAGGCUGCUCUAGGGUUGCAAAAAUUCCAGUAACUUUCCCAAAAUCCCCAGGUUUUCCAGAAAUAAGUGAAUCCUCCAACCAGCAUAUCUGGAGAACCUGCCAAUUUUGGAAAAGUUAUCGGCAACCCUAGUGAGGCUGUUCACUUCCAAUUAAUGGGUAUGUGGUCCAAUAGAGUAUCCCUCUUUAGGUUCCCCUCCAACAACAAGUCUCCUUUGGUUUCAGAUUCUCAGAUUGUGGUCCCCGCCACCACAGUGUCAACAAAGACGUUCUACAAGCUGGGAAAUGACUCCUUCAAACUAGUGGUCCAGAAGAUGAACUGGGACGAGGCCCGGAGGCAAUGUAAAGCAGACGAUGCAGAGAUGGCUAGCAUCCUGAACCCCAUCACCCAGGCCUUCAUCACAAUGCAGAUCCACAAAUACAAUGAGCCCGUGUGGAUCGGCCUCAACAACAACUUGGUAAAAGGCUACAGUAUUGACAUUGCUUUAUGCCAAUCAUUUGGGAUACAGAGACUAAAAAUUCUAAACAAUAUGUUGAUCACACAAAUUCUAAAUAUGGAGCUUUGUGAUCUUCAAUUUCCUCAUUACAAGGCCCAGCAGUUAAUAAAUGACCUAAUGUGUAUGACUCUGGCUUUGGUUUAAGAGCUAGUACAGCUCCAAAGAGGACUUAGCAUUGAGAUGAUCUCCCACUGUUAUCCAUGGGAUCUCCUACUCUGACGUGUUCAUUUAAGAAACAAAAGCGGUUUUGUGUUUGUAAACCUGUGAGCUUUCGGCUGGACCUUGCCCCCAUUGUGUGUUUCCGUCAUUGUCUUUGUCUCUGUCUCUCAGACUGAAGGGCGUUUUAAGUGGGUGGAUAACUGGCCUCUAUCUUACACCAAAUGGGGCGAAGACGAGCCAAAGAACAAUAUGGCCUGUGUUUACAUGGACACAGACUCCAAGUGGAAGACAGGCGACUGUAGUAACACCUAUUCCUCACUGUGCAAGAGAUCACCAGGUCAGACAAGGCCUUUAAUCCAUUUACCCACAAUGUCUAUGUUUAAUAGUUGAUAAAUCCCUUUUUAAAAUGGCUUUUAGAAAAAAAAUUGUAUGCAGUAAUGUAUCAAUUUUACCGACAUUGAACAUGUAUGUCUCAUGUAUAUUAACUUCAGUACAUGUGAACUUCUCUGGCCUCUUUUACAGACAUAGCCCCCAGCCAGCCCCCUCAGCUCCCUGGCAACUGCCCCGAGCCCAAGAAACGCAAGACGUGGGUUCCCUUCAGGGGUUACUGCUACGCCUUCCUCAACUCUGUGGUGGACAACUGGGCCCACGCCACUGUGGAAUGUCUCCGAAUGGGUACACACUUCACCUCCUUCUCACCAACUGUCAUUCAGACCACAAUGGUCCCAAACGGCACGCUAUUCCAUGGUCAAAAAGUAGUGCACUAUAUAGGAAAUGGGGUGCUAUUUGGGACAUACCCAAUGUCUUAAUUGAAUGUAGAGCACAUGAACUCAUUAAUUGAAUGAAAGACAUUCAAAGUGAUUGAUGGUGAUGAUGAUGAAUAUGGGUUGUAAGAGCCUGUUUCUCUGACAACAGGAGCAUCCCUGGUGAGUAUCGAGGAUCCCUUGGAGGCCAGCUUCAUCCAGGAGAACCUUGAGCUACUGCAGGAUGGAUCCAAGUCCUUCUGGAUUGGCAUGCACAAGAGCCACGAAGGUCAGUACCUAUGGUUACAAAAUUCCAGUAAAUGUCCCCAAAUUCCCUACCAGGAUUUCUGGAAAACCAAGGAAUUUCUGAAAAAUUACCGUAAUUUUGCAACCCUAUCAGUAUAUUUUACAGACAACCCAUAACAUUAAGGAGGCCACUGGCUCAAAAAGCCUGUUCCCUCUAACAUUUUAAACUUGCUACAUCACUUUGAAUGAAUACAUGGCAAGUAUAGUACCUACCUGUCUCUUGCAAUUCUAAGAUUAUGUCCCAAUUUCACAACCAUGUUUAUUGAUUUAUAGUUGUUCAAUGACAAUGAAUCACCCAUAUCAAAGGAUAUUGGUUUGACCCAAUGUUCUUGUUUCAGGUGACUGGAUGUGGAUUGACAACAGUGUGGUGGACUACACCAACUGGAAACAGGGGAUGCCAAAGAGUGGAGAACACUGUGUGGAGAUCCAGUCUGAUAGCGGUCUGUGGAGCACCAACAGCUGCAACCGGUACAAGUCGUACAUCUGCAAAACAGCCAAAGGUGAGCUGCACUCAGCAGAUAGAUUCAAGUAUUUAAGAUGGGAUGAUAGCAGAGUCAUUAUUCAAGUCAUCCUGUGUUUGUUGUGUCAGCUUAGAAUUGUCUUGCAUUUAUGUUUUCUGAACAUCUUUAUCUCCUUCUUUUGCAGUCAUCACACCAACAGAGAAGCAACCAGUUGCUGGUGAGUGUCUCAUAGCAGAUAUAAUUGGUUAAAGAACAAUACAUUUUAUAGUUUUGACAAUCAAAUCAAUGCUUUUCUGGCUCCAGGGUACAGAUCUAGGAUCAGCUUCCCCUCACCAAUCCGUAACCAUUAGUGGGGAAAAUGCAAAAUAGACCCAAGAUCAGCGUCUAGGGGCAACUUCACUCUACUCCGCUUUUCUUAACAUUAUACCAUUUAUAUCUAAAACCAAUCCCACCAAUAAUUUUGCCAAUAACACUUUGACUUCCUGUCUUCUAGCUCCCCUAGUGGAGGAAGCUCCCCAUGGUUACGCCGGCAUCGCUGUGGCCGUUGUCUUGGUGAUAAUUACAGUGGUAGGACUCGGUGCCUUCCUACUCCGCAAACGGAUACCUACCCCCGUCCUGGGAGAGUGUACAUUCGACAACACCUUGUACUUCAACAACCCCAUCCGCCAAACAGCCACUGUGGACACCAAGGGCCUGGUGGCCAACAUCGAGCAGAACGAAACAGCUUAGAUAGGACACAAAGAACCACCAACAGGUGAAAACACUUUUGAGACAAGUUUUAAUAUGAAAAAUACCAAAAAAGCAUGCUGCUAGUGUUUAGGCCAACCAACUCUGACCAACUCUGACCCAAACUGAGAGACUGCAACUAAAUCUGAAACCAUUCACCUGUUAUCUUUGUUUGUUUUCUUGCUUGGUAAAUAAUGUGUGAAAAUGAUAUGCACUUUGUGCAUGUCAGCAUCAGUUGUCAAGGAUAAAGUCCAGAUGUACAGCUAAGAUUGCAUAUGCAACCCCUGCACAAAUUGUAGAAUCAACAACAGUCAUUUUGUUUGGUUUAAUUGAGUCUUGUACAGAUUGAUUUGGUGUGUGAAACUGAAGUUCAAAAUACAGCCACUGUACUUUACUUUGUUUUUGCCAAGUUAUAUUGUAAAUAUAUGCUCAAAACGAGAGAGAAA